Musca vetustissima is the source of this 744-nucleotide messenger RNA. RefSeq names its product proteasome subunit alpha type-5 (gene Prosalpha5). Gene Ontology annotation, cellular component: proteasome core complex, alpha-subunit complex; proteasome core complex; nucleus. The transcript has 2 exons. Gene Ontology annotation, biological process: proteasome-mediated ubiquitin-dependent protein catabolic process. Bases 16 to 744 code for a protein of 242 amino acids. The record is from RefSeq and is a predicted model, not a curated record. Lineage: Eukaryota; Metazoa; Arthropoda; Insecta; Diptera; Muscidae.
AUUAAAUAUUCACAGAUGUUUCUCACCCGCUCUGAAUAUGAUCGUGGAGUAAAUACGUUUUCUCCUGAAGGAAGACUCUUUCAGGUGGAAUAUGCUAUCGAAGCUAUUAAGCUGGGAUCAACCGCCAUUGGCAUAUGUACAUCAGAAGGUGUUGUAUUGGCUGUUGAGAAACGCAUUACUUCCUCACUAAUGGUGCCAAGCACAGUGGAGAAAAUUGUAGAAGUCGACAAACACAUUGGCUGUGCCACAUCUGGUUUAAUGGCUGAUGCAAGAACUUUAAUAGAGAGGGCACGGGUGGAAUGUCAAAAUCAUUGGUUCGUUUAUAAUGAGCGUAUGUCUAUUGAAUCGUGUGCACAAGCUGUGUCUGCUUUGGCUAUACAGUUUGGUGAUAGUGGUGAUGGCGGUUCCGCUAUGAGUCGGCCAUUUGGCGUUGCAAUUCUCUUUGCAGGAAUAGAGGAAGGCAAACCACAACUUUGGCACAUGGAUCCAUCUGGUACAUAUAUUAGAUAUGGCGCAAAAGCCAUUGGAUCUGGUAGUGAAGGUGCCCAGCAGAACUUACAAGACAAUUACACUGCUGAAAUGACCUUAAAUGACGCCAUUGUUUUGGCACUGAACACCUUGAAACAGGUAAUGGAGGACAAAAUAAAUUCCACCAAUGUUGAAGUGAUGACAAUGACGCCGGAGAAAUUAUUCCGCAUGCAUACAAAAGAAGAAGUGGAGAAGAUCAUCAAUGAUUUGGCUUAA